UAUAAAAUUUACAGAAGGCAGGAAUCCUUAAUCAUUCAUAGCCGCGGCACCAUCUUCUUCUUCCUCUCUGCAAUUUCCAAUUCCAAUUAAUUAUCAAAAUCCGAAGAAUCCCUGCAAUCCGAUCAGAACCGCCACGCCGCUCUUCUUCUUUGCAGUACACGGAAUAUCUCUUUGACGAAAUGUCUUCUCCCAGCAAGAGGCGUGACAUGGAUGUCAUGAAAUUAAUGAUGAGUGACUACACUGUGGAGCCCAUAAAUGAUGGCAUCAAUGAAUUCAAUGUGGAAUUUCAUGGCCCAAAAGAAAGUCCAUAUGAAGGUGGAGUUUGGAAAGUUCGCGUGGAACUUCCAGAUGCUUAUCCUUACAAGUCUCCUUCAAUCGGGUUUAUCAACAAAAUCUUCCACCCCAAUGUUGACGAGCUGUCGGGCUCGGUAUGCUUGGAUGUCAUCAACCAGUCAUGGAGUCCAAUGUUCGAUCUAUUGAAUGUCUUUGAGGUUUUCCUUCCCCAACUUCUACUCUAUCCAAACCCUUCAGACCCACUCAAUGGCGAUGCCGCGUCUCUGAUGAUGAAAGACAAAGCAGAAUAUGAUAAAAAAGUAAAAGAGUAUUGUGACCGUUAUGCAAAGAAGCAGGACGCUGAUAAUAGCGUGAGCGAUGAGAGUGACGACGAAGUGAGCGGCAACGAGGCCUACAGUGACGGGCGGAGUGAAAGCGAGGACGAAGUGGCGGGGCAUGCGGAUCCUUAGGGAUUCAAUCUAUUGUUUUAUUAAAAUUAAUUGUAUUAUGAAUGGCUACUAUAAUGUAUAUUAGGACAUUAGAGAAGCAACUGUAGUGACUAGAUAUUAUAAAAAUGCAUGUGGUAAAUUGAGAUCCCAAUUUCUUACAUGUUUGUCAAGUUUAUGUAAUACUUGCACAAUCAUGCUUAUAUAUUACUGUCUGAUGUUGGCUUGUA
Salvia hispanica is the source of this 949-nucleotide messenger RNA. Its product is annotated as ubiquitin-conjugating enzyme E2 5-like. The record is from RefSeq and is a predicted model, not a curated record. Lineage: Eukaryota; Viridiplantae; Streptophyta; Magnoliopsida; Lamiales; Lamiaceae.